AUCGUGGAAACAGUGCUCAGCGAGUCUCCAGAGGAACGCGGCGCAAGUACCCUACGCGUGGAGCAAGGUGACGGCGCGGCGCCCGACGAUAGCGUCCUGGCUAGACCAUAUGCGAGCGAGGACAGUCCCAAGAUUUAUGACUUGCUCACUGACUGUCCUAAAGCAGACAGCAAAACAGACAGAUUUAGAAGACUGGCAGGGAAUGGGUGGGAUCAGGAGGGUCUGGACAAUUCAGGAGCAGCUGUGGAGGCGGUGGGGGGCCGGAUGAACACACCAGGCAUUGCAGCCAACCACCACAGGCUGCGACUUGAGGCUGUUCCGAGGAGCAGCUCCGAGUCAGGUGGAUAUCAGGCCAAAGGAAUCUCAAGAGGGCAAGAAAGAGGGAAGCACCAGCACAUAUUGUGCCCUGAAACACCCUAUUCAGGGUGCAAACGACCUGCUCUCAUCUCAGGAGCACUCACGUUUCCCCAUAUUCUGGCCCCACUGCAGCCGGGAGCUGCACUCAAAAAUCCUGCUAGCUAA
This is a messenger RNA of Gryllus bimaculatus (two-spotted cricket), 522 nucleotides long. Lineage: Eukaryota; Metazoa; Arthropoda; Insecta; Orthoptera; Gryllidae. The record is from the annotation of a GenBank genome assembly.